AUGCACCGGGCCUACAUUGCCCUUGGGAGCAAUGUGGGCGCCCGCGUCGAGAUGAUUGAAAAAGCUUGCCAGGAGAUGGAAAGGGCCCACAUCAGAGUCAAGAGGACGAGUUCUCUUUUCGAGACCGCGCCGAUGUAUGUUCUCGACCAGGACCCUUUCAUGAAUGGCGUCUGCGAGGUGGAAACCCGCUUAGGGCCGCUUGAGUUGCUGGAUACCUUGCAAUCCAUUGAGCUGGCUCUGGGGCGAAAGAAGCUCAUCGAUAAAGGCCCCAGGUCCAUUGACUUGGAUAUCCUGCUCUAUGACCAGGAGAUCUUCUCGCAUGAGCGCUUGAACAUCCCCCACAAGCUGAUGCUCGAGAGGGACUUUGUAUUACGGCCUCUCUGCCAACUCAUCCCGCUGGAGCUGCCCCCUCUUCCAGGGCAGCACGGGAGCUAUCUCUCCUACCUCCAGUCACUCCCGCCCCCGGCGCCAGUCCCCGUAGCCACGACGUACAUCUCCCCCAAUUUCCCACCCCUGCGCUCCACCGACCCGACCCGCCCAACACACCUCAUGGCCAUCCUCAACGUCACGCCCGACUCCUUCUCCGACGGCGGCAAGCACUGGUCGCAAGACCCCGCCGCGCUCACCGCCACCAUCCGCGGCUUCAUCGACGCCGGCGCCACCAUCAUCGACAUCGGCGGCGAAAGCACCCGCCCGGGCGCCCACCCCGUCGGCGAAGCCGAGGAGCUCGCCCGCGUGAUUCCCGUCAUCCGACACAUCCGCACCGCCAUGCCCGAAGCCCGCCGCAUCGCCCUCAGCAUCGACACCUACCGCGCCAAAGUCGCCGAGGCCGCCUGCGCCGCCGGCGCCGACAUCAUCAACGACGUCUCCGCCGGCACGCUCGACCGGGACAUGCUCCCCACCAUGGCCCGCACCGGCAAAGCCGUCAUCCUGAUGCACAUGCGCGGCGACCCCGCCACCAUGACCUCGCUCGCAACGUAUCCGAACGGGGUCAUCGCGGACGUGGGCGCGGAGCUGCGCGAGCGCGUCGCGGCCGCCGAGGCUGCGGGCGUGCGCCGCUGGCGCAUGAUCCUGGACCCGGGCCUCGGCUUCGCCAAGAACCAGACGCAGGACCUGGCCAUCUUGCGGGACCUGCAGCGGUUCCGGGACGGGGUCGCCGGGCUGGAGUAUUUCCCGUGGCUGAUGGGGCCGAGCCGGAAGCGGUUCAUUGGCCGGCUUACCGGCGUGGAGAAGGCGAGUGAGCGGACCUGGGGCACUGCCGCGACGGUGACGGCGAGCAUUGCGGGGGGAGCGGAUAUUGUGCGUGUUCAUGAUGUGAAGGAGAUGUGGCAGGUGGCGAAGGUGGCGGAUGCCAUAUACCGUGUGGAUUCGUGA
Molecule: messenger RNA, 1374 nt
Organism: Aspergillus clavatus NRRL 1
Lineage: Eukaryota; Fungi; Ascomycota; Eurotiomycetes; Eurotiales; Aspergillaceae
Product: folic acid synthesis protein
Exons: 3
Coding region: 1-1374 (457 amino acids)
Biological process (GO): tetrahydrofolate biosynthetic process
Cellular component (GO): mitochondrial envelope
Molecular function (GO): dihydropteroate synthase activity; 2-amino-4-hydroxy-6-hydroxymethyldihydropteridine diphosphokinase activity
Source: RefSeq, a predicted model, not a curated record